Caenorhabditis elegans is the source of this 933-nucleotide messenger RNA. RefSeq names its product Troponin I 2 (gene unc-27). The transcript has 5 exons. Gene Ontology annotation, cellular component: troponin complex; sarcomere. The record is from RefSeq and is marked reviewed. Bases 1 to 729 code for a protein of 242 amino acids. Gene Ontology annotation, molecular function: troponin C binding. Lineage: Eukaryota; Metazoa; Nematoda; Chromadorea; Rhabditida; Rhabditidae.
AUGAGUGAAGAAGCCGGAGAGGACGCCCAGCGCAAAGCUGCCGAGCGCGAGGCCAAGAAGGCCGAGGUGCGCAAGCGUCUCGAAGAGGCCGGAAACAAGAAGAAGGCCAAGAAGGGAUUCUUGACACCAGAGCGUAAGAAGAAGCUUCGUAAGCUUUUGAUGGUCAAGGCCGCCGAGGAUCUUAAGAGACAACAAUUGCUUAAGGAGCAAGAAAGACAAAAGGCUCUUGCUGACAGAACCAUCUCACUUCCAAAUGUUGACUCCAUUGAUGAUAAGGGACAACUCGAGAAGAUCUACAAUGACCUCUGGGCUCGUCUUACCCAGCUCGAGGAGGAGAAGUACGACAUCAACUACGUCGUCUCCCAGACUGAGGCUGAGAUCAACUCCCUCACUAUUGAGGUCAACGAUCUUCGUGGAAAGUUCGUCAAGCCUUCACUCAAGAAGGUGUCGAAGUACGACAACAAGUUCAAGAAGAGCGGUGAGAGCAAGGCCGGAACCAAGGAAGACUUCCGUGCCAACCUCAAGAUUGUCAAGAAGGACGUUAUGGAGGCCAUCGUCAAUGUUAAGAAGAAGGACGACAAGCCAGAUUGGUCCAAGAAGAACAAGGAUGCCAAGGCCGAAGACUCCGCUCCAGCUGCCGUUGCUCCAGAAGCUGAGCCAGUUGCAGAGGAAGCCGAGGCUGAGCCAGAAGCCGAGGAAGAGGAAGGAGAGGAGGAGGAGGAGGAGUAAACUCCUAAAUCCAUCACUUCAAUCCUGCUCAACAUCAUCCAAAUCGACGUCAUCAAACCGAACAACCCCCCUCCCCAAAAAAAAAUAUGCCAACAUCAAUAUUCUGUAGUUUGUAAAAUACUUUUUUACCAUUUUAUUCUUCCUUCGAUGGGUCCCGGAAAUUUAAAUGUCAACAACGUGUGUGCUAAUAAAAUCUUGGUGGUC